ACGGGAUACGUGCAGACAUCCAUCAACACCAUCCUCGAGCGCGGCUUCCUCCCCGCACCACCAUCCGCGUACUACACGCUCUACCCGCGCGCCCUCGACUCAACAGCCCCCGCCGCGCCCUCGAUCUUAAGUCAGUCCAAAUCCGCGAACCUCAUCCACCUCGAGGGCCGCGUCGCGGUGUCGUCCGAGGUCGUGGAGGCGCGGACGCCCGAGGAGGUCGCUGGGCGCGCGGAUUGGGAGGACAACGCGGAGAAGCGGGAGGCGAGCUUGCGCGAGCGGAAGGCGCAGAUGAUCCUGGCGGCGAGGCGG
Molecule: messenger RNA, 309 nt
Organism: Rhodofomes roseus
Lineage: Eukaryota; Fungi; Basidiomycota; Agaricomycetes; Polyporales; Fomitopsidaceae
Exons: 2
Source: RefSeq, a predicted model, not a curated record